This is a messenger RNA of Osmia lignaria (orchard mason bee), 4358 nucleotides long. The record is from RefSeq and is a predicted model, not a curated record. NCBI's taxonomy places the organism in Eukaryota, Metazoa, Arthropoda, Insecta, Hymenoptera, Megachilidae.
GGGAAAUACCUGAACAUAGCCAAAUAACAAUCACGGUGUUCCAAUGUGAUGUCGAUGAUAGUGGAUUAUGAGAUUUAAUUUACAUACCAACAUUACGUUAUAAACAAAUAUCAUGGCAAUCCUAUCGAAAUUAGUUGAACAUUUGGUGCUGUAUAGAAUAUGAAAUAACCGUUUCUAAUUGAUAGCAUGACUGAAAUGCGAUACCUAACCUUAUAAUUUAUAGAGGUUAUGUUGUGAAGUAAAUAAUUUUGUACUAAGUUAUAAGGCUUUUUAAAGAAACUGUUUGCAACAAACCUGAAAAGAUGUCGUAUUUAACGAGAAAGGAAAUAGACGAAAUGAAACCACAAAUUGAAAAAGCGGUUCAUAAAUUUCUUGGUUUUGGAGAACCUGCUAUUGUUACCACUGCUGUCAAUUGUAUUACUUCUGGAUAUGAUAAACGCAAAACAGCAGAUAAAUUAUCUGCAUUGUUGGAAGACAAAAAGGCUUCAAAAUUAACUGAGAAAAUAUUUGCUAUAUACGAUGAUGCUAGAGCAGCACAGAAAAGUAAAAAACGUAAUCAUGUGGAAGAUAAAGAUAAAGAUAAAGACGCAAAGAAGCCUAGAUUCAAAGAUGAUGAGGUGAAAAAUGAAAAAACAACAGAGGCACAGCUCUCAGCAGACAAAAUAAGACAAAUGAUGGCUAAUGCCCAAAGAGAAAUUGAAGAAAGGAAAAGGGCAUUGAAAGCUAUAAAACAAGAAGAAUCAGCACCAGUUAAGCCCUUAUUAAAAGCACGUGAUUCAUUACCAACAGUGGGUAGCAUGUAUAAUCAAGGUUUAUUAAGUAAAACAGAUUCGGACAAAGCACGAAAAAUUGCUGCUUUACAAGCUCAAAUUAGAAGUAAACUAAGUUCAGGGUUACUUGGUAACGUCAAUGUACCAGACAAACCAACUCCAUUGAUCUUAGAUGAGUCUGGAAGAACUGUAGAUAUAACUGGCAAAGAAGUGCAACUUACUCAAGUAGUGCCAACGUUAAAAGCCAACAUUCGCGCAAAGAAACGCGAAGAAUUCAAAGCACAGUUACAAGAAUCUAAAGGCCCUGAAGAAAUUCAGGAUACGCACUUUUUCGAUACCAGAAUAGGUGUGAAACCUGCGAUUCGAGGCAAGCGUACGUUGAAAUUCCACGAACCUGGAAAGUUCCAACAGUUGGCAGAAAGAAUUCGUAUGAAAGCCCAGUUGGAAAAAUUGCAAAAUGAAAUUAGUCAGAUAGCUAGAAAAACUGGUAUAAGUUCAGCGACAAAGUUAGCGCUCAUAGCGCCAAAAACUGAAGCUCUUAGCGAAGAUGUGCCUAAUGUAGAAUGGUGGGAUUCUGUUAUAUUAACAGGAGGGUAUUCAAAUGAAGAUGAACCUACAACUAUUAAAAAUUCUACUAUUACUAAUCUUGUUGAACAUCCUACACAAAUGCGACCGCCAACCGAUCCAUUGAAACCAAUAUACAUGCCCGUAUUUUUAACAAAGAAGGAACGUAAAAAAUUGCGUAGACAAAAUAGACGAGAGGCGUGGAAAGAGGAACAGGAGAAGAUUCGAUUAGGUCUUGAGCCGCCACCGGAACCAAAAUUGCGGAUUUCGAAUCUUAUGCGAGUAUUAGGUACAGAAGCCGUACAAGACCCCACUAAAAUCGAAGCCCAUGUCCGGCAACAAAUGGCUAAAAGAUUAAAGGCACAUGAGGAUGCUAAUGCGGCUCGAAGACUCACUGCUGAUCAGCGGCGUGAAAAGAAAGCGAGGAAACUUAAGGAAGACACUACGCUUGGUGUACACGUGGCCGUUUAUAGAAUACGUGAUCUCGUAAACAACGCUUCAAAGAAAUUCAAAGUGGAAACAAACGCGAAACAGCUUUACCUCACAGGUUGUGUAAUGCUCUUUCGGGAUUGUAACGUUGUUGUAGUAGAAGGAGGAGCAAAGCAAUUGAGUAAAUAUAAACGAUUGAUGAUGCAUCGCAUCAAAUGGGAGGAGGACAUCAUAAAAGACAAUGAUGGAAACGAUGUACCAAACAAAUGUGUACUCGUAUGGGAAGGUACUAGUAAACAACGUCAUUUCGGCGAGAUCAAAUUUAAGGUUUGCCCGAUCGAAAAGAUGGCUCGGGAGCACUUUAAGAAACACCAGGUCGAACAUUAUUGGGAUUUAGCAUACAGUGGGGCAGUUCUCGAUAACACGGACGAUAUUGCGAUUCGCAGAUUGCUCGCCUUGUUCGUACUGGUCGAGAGUACGAUACUACCGUCCAACAUGUUGCUGGAUCUGGGCAGACGUACGAAUAUAUCGAUGGAGAAGUACCAUCAAGCGGAACAAGCGAUUCUCACUUCUCACACCCAUCUGAAUCACGGUUCACCGUCAUGGUUCCUAGGUGCCUCGCACGAGAUGACCGAACACGCUCAAAAUCUGUCGAGGAAGGCAUUGCGUAUCGAAACAAUGGCGGUGAUGUUGGUGGAGGCUUUGAACAUGUCCUCCAAAGAGGCAUCAUCGGUAUUACCUUCGGUGGCUGCCAUCAGCUGUUCCGGUUCGCCGACAUUUUUGCAACUGACGAACAGCUGCAAGAAUGUAGAUCCUCGUUACAGAACGCACACCGGAAAAUGUAACAAUGCUUUACAUCCGACCUGGGGUGCCUCUAUGGAAGCUUACGUGAGAUUCUUACCAGCCGAAUACGUGGACGGUGUUUCUCUACCUCGGAUAGAUUUGCCCAGCGCCAGGGAGGUGUCUUCGAGGGUACACUCCGGAGGAUCGGAUCUUAAACAUCCAUAUUUAAUGGCACUGACCGCCUUAUUUGGACAGUUUCUUGUCCACGAUCUAGCGCACACGCCCAAGAUGGAAUUACCCGACGGAGCGAAGUUGAAAUGUUGCGACGUCGAUUACGAACAUUUCCAUCCGGAAUGCUUUCCAAUCCGAGCUGAUAAUGCUGUUGGGUGCAUGGAAUAUUCCAGAUCGGCGCCGCACCCAGGAAACUCUUUACAAGGUUGCAAAUUGGGUCCCCGACAACAAAUCAACCAAGCAACGUCGUACUUAGACCUUUCCCCGGUUUAUGGGAGUUCGGAGGAGGUAGCAAAAGUGCUACGAUCCGGCAAGGGUGGUUUACUUAAUACGCAAAGGAAGAACUUGCCCAUGCCCUCGACCAAGUACGAAAGUUGCAGAAGCGUGAACAAAGCUUUCCCGUGUUUUCUUAGCGGGGAUUCCCGGGUAAACGAGAAUCCCGGUCUCACUCUAAUGCACGUACUUUUUCUACGUGAACAUAACCGAGUGGCAACAGAGCUGGGACAACUGAAUCCUCACUGGGACGACGAGAGACUCUACCAGGAAGCAAGAAGGAUCGUUAUCGCGGAAAUGGAGCAUAUAACUUAUAACGAGUUUCUGCCCGUUGUUCUCGGCGAAACAACUCUCGACAAGUACCAGUUACGUUUAACAAACCGAGGAUAUUUUCGAGGAUACGAUACCCGAACGGAUGCGACACUCUCAAACUCAGUCGCCUCCGCUGGGCUCUUCUUCAUUGCCACGUUGACCCCAAAAACUCUCGACCUAGUUGACUCGCGAUCGGCGUUAAAGUCUGGAGAAAGGUCUUUACUAUCGGCCUUCUACGCUCCCCAAGAGUUCUAUGAAGCUGGUGCUAUUGAUCGUUUGAUCGUUGGUGCUACAGCUGGACAUUCUAGGAAGCCAUUACCACCGGGACUGAAUGAAAUCCUUUUGGAACGAUAUUUCCACGAUGGAAAGAGCAACGAUAUUGCGGUGGAUUAUGCUGCCCAGAUCAUACAACAAGGAAGGGAUCACGGUUUACCAUCUUAUGUCAGAUGGCGAUCUUUCUGUAAUUUAUCACCUAUCAAUAAUUUCGACGAUCUUAGAGGGUUAAUGGCCAAGGAUACCAUAAAUAGACUUCGAAGAGUUUACCGAAAUACAGAAGAUAUAGAUUUAGUAACAGGGGCACUUUCCGAAGCACCUUUACCUAAUUCUGUUUUGGGACCAACGUUCCUUUGCUUAUUAGGUCGUACUUUUCGAAAUCUUCGUUUGGGCGAUAGAUAUUGGUACGAAAAUGCGAAUAGUCCAGGAUCAUUCACGCUGAGUCAAUUAGAAGAAAUUAGGAAAAUUAAAAUGGCACAGAUCUUGUGUUACAAUGGCGAAAGGUUACACUGGAUACAGCCUAGAGCAUUUCUUCUUAGAGAUCGUUUUUUAAAUGAAAUGACAAAUUGCACGAUACACACGAGUCAAUCACCGAAUUUUGCAGCUUGGAAAGAACAGAAUACGUCCUGAUUUUUAUAAUAUUUAUAAACGAUAUGUUAUCAAUUGUACAUAACAAGCGCUAUUUCUAAUUAUUAUUAAUAGAGAUCCCACGUGUUCAUAUAA